AGACAACACAUCACCUUACUGAACACCAGACGGGAGAUAAAAACUAACCUGUAUCUUACAACAUUUAACCUUCUGCAACAUAAAGUCCGGAGCUGUCAUUUUCUUUCGGCGCUGUUGAUUUAAACAGUCCAGAAUGCCUUUUCUUGGACAGGAUUGGCGAUCCCCCGGUCAGAGCUGGGUUAAAACUGAAGAGGGAUGGAAAAACUUUUCUUCAGACGACAAAAACAGCAAUGACUCAGACGUGAGCUAUUGCAAAACAGAGGACGAGUGCUUCCAGGAGAAUCUGCUGCUGGCUAUUACAUACGACAUGGCAGCUAAGAAGAGAAGGAAAGACUUCAUGAACAACAACGCAAAGAUUCCUUAUUUCCACAAAGAGAAAUGGAUUUACGUCCACAAAGGAAGCACUAAAGAGCGUCAUGGUUACUGCACUCUGGGAGAAGCCUUCAACCGGCUGGACUUCUGCAGCGCCAUCAAGGACAACAGGAGGUUCAACUACGUCGUCCGGCUGCUGGAGCUCAUUGCCAAGUCCCAGCUGCCAUCGCUCAGCGGAGUGGCUCAGAAAAAUUACAUGAACAUCCUGGAGAGAGUGGUGCAGAAAGUCCUGGAUGACCAGCAGAAUGUCCGUCCCAUCAAGGAGCUCCUUCAGACCCUGUACGUGUCUCUGUGUGGUCUGGUGCAGGAUAUGGGGAAGUCUGUUCUGGUGGGAAACAUCAACUGUUGGGUCCACCGCAUGGAGAACAUCCUGCAGUGGCAACAACAGCUGGACAACAUUCAGAUCAACAGGCCUGUGUCUAAGGGUAUGACCCUAACAGACCUGCCUGCCAGCCUGCAGCUCAACAUCAUGGAGCGUCUGUCAGACGGCAGGGACCUGGUCAGUCUGGGACAGGUGACUCCAGACCUGGGACAACUCACUGAGGACAGGCUGCUGUGGAAGAGGCUCUGCCAGUACCACUUCACUGACAGACAGAUCCGUAAGCGUCUGAUGGUGUCAGACAAGGGCCAGUUGGAGUGGAAGAAGAUGUACUUUAAGCUGUGUCGCUGCUACCCUGUCAGAGAGCAAUACAGUGAAACCCUGCACUUCUGUACACACUGCCACAUCCUCUUCUGGAAGGAUACAAACCACCCUUGCACAGCCAACAACACAGAGAGCUGCUGUAAGCCUGUUUCUCCACAAGGCUUUAUCACCCUCUUCAAGUUCUGAGAGCCACACAGAGCCUGAGUGACUCUUGUACAUACAGAACUGUUUAUAGUGCAAUCGACGGAUUCAAACAGGCCCUUAGUAUGUGUAUAGUGGUGAUGGUGCAUUUGAUUCCUGGUCACCAUGACACUGGGGAGAGGAAGCAGUGGGGAAAUGAUGCAAUCAAAUUCUUGGACGGGAGAGCUGAGGAUUCUGGGAGCUGGAGUUCUACAGCUAAGAACAAGUGAACUUGACAAACUGAUCAAAGAGGUGGAACAAGAAGAGGGGGAUGAGAUGGAACAGAGUACUCUGAAGUUUAUUAAAUAAGUUUGGUCCUUUAAAUUAUUAUUAUUUUUUUUUUAUUCAAAUUAAAUGCACUUCUCUUCCUGAGUGCAGUUGUGGCAUGGCUACCGUAACAGCAUACUAAGUUUAAACAUUUUCCAGAAAGGAAAUAAUUUGCUAAAGUGAAUUUGUUUAGUUUUAAAUAGGGCUGUCAAACGAUUAAAAUAGUUAAUAGCA
Molecule: messenger RNA, 1696 nt
Organism: Salmo salar (Atlantic salmon)
Lineage: Eukaryota; Metazoa; Chordata; Actinopteri; Salmoniformes; Salmonidae
Gene: fbxo32
Product: F-box protein 32
Biological process (GO): protein ubiquitination
Cellular component (GO): SCF ubiquitin ligase complex; cytoplasm; nucleus
Molecular function (GO): protein binding
Source: RefSeq, marked provisional